UAGGCAUCAAUGGCAUCAAUAUCCCACUCCUGUGUGCUCGCAUGUGCUCACUCACUUAUGUAAGCAAUAUCAUCACAUGGUGGUGUAGUGUUUAAGGCAAAACCUACGACGCAAAACAGCAUGCACCGAGGCCCAACUCCAUCGAUCGCCAAACAACAACAAUCUUAUGGACGGAGAAGGCAUAAAGAAGUCCAUCUUGGAUGACGGUUUCUUCUUUAUCAAAGAUCCCGAAUAUGGAAGGAAAGCCGACACGUUUGCAAGCAAGGGAUAUCCGUUCCAAACAGAAGCUGGUCUUGAUUUUCUCAGCGCAACUCUCGACGAUACGCUUAUUCGAGACACGAUCGAGUCGUCCCUUAAACAUUGUGGCCUAGGAAUGUUCAAACCAUUCGGUUCACAUCCAAACACCGCCCGUGCCCCCUUGAACAGAACGACAUCGGAAUUACUCGCACUGAAUGUCCUCAUAUGUCGUAGCAGAUCCCGAGUUAUUCUCCAUAAAGGUUCCCACAUGCAUGAGUUGGAUGCAAACCCAGGAGGGAUUGGCCUACUUGAGCUUCCGCGCGAGUCCCUGAGCGAACCUGGUAUCACACCUGUUGAAGUUAAAAUGGACGACGGUGGUCUGAUCAUUACAGAUGGGCGACUUUUCAGCACAGUCUUAGAAGGUGUUGUAUUAGGGGUUGGAUUCGCGGUGGAGAAGGAGCUUAAGGAAUGGGGUAAAAUGAUGUUACCGAAGAUGCCAAACCUUGAACAAAAGGUUGCGCAAAUGAACACUGACAGGAUCAGAAUGAACUUCCAAUUUGUGGAAGUAACAAGAUCAGAAUGAAUUUCGAAUUGAGCAAAACAUGCUACCUAUGUAACUCCUACUGCGACAACCGAAGGUCCAUAUAUAGCCUCCAAGUCCCCGUCUCCUACACAUUCACUGCUACGACUCAUCCCCGGCUCAGAAUACAGCACAGACGGUCCCAUAUCUUCAGUGGUCAUGUACAA
This is a messenger RNA of Amorphotheca resinae ATCC 22711, 984 nucleotides long. RefSeq lists its product as hypothetical. The coding region runs from base 167 to 820 and encodes 217 amino acids. The record is from RefSeq and is a predicted model, not a curated record. NCBI's taxonomy places the organism in Eukaryota, Fungi, Ascomycota, Leotiomycetes, Helotiales, Amorphothecaceae. The transcript has 3 exons.